Molecule: messenger RNA, 1818 nt
Organism: Hippopotamus amphibius kiboko
Lineage: Eukaryota; Metazoa; Chordata; Mammalia; Artiodactyla; Hippopotamidae
Gene: RAB19
Product: RAB19, member RAS oncogene family
Exons: 4
Coding region: 145-798 (217 amino acids)
Cellular component (GO): trans-Golgi network
Molecular function (GO): GTP binding; GTPase activity
Source: RefSeq, a predicted model, not a curated record
UGUCACCUGGGGACAGAACUACAGUUCCCACCACGCCUCGAGCCAGGAGGAAGAAGGGGCACGGAGGGCCAAAAGGAAAACCAGGAGAAAGAGCAAACAUUACCUACUGGCAGCGGUGAGAGAGCCAGACAGGUGGCAAGAGCCAUGCAAUUCUCCAGCUCAGCCAGGGCAGCAGAUGAGAACUUUGACUAUUUGUUCAAGAUCAUCCUCAUCGGGGAUUCCAACGUGGGGAAGACGUGUGUGGUGCAGCAUUUCAAGUCCGGGGUCUACACAGAGGCGCAGCAGAACACGAUUGGGGUGGACUUCACCGUGCGCGCCCUGGAGAUCGAUGGCAAGAAAGUGAAGAUGCAGGUGUGGGACACCGCAGGCCAGGAGCGCUUCCGGACCAUCACCCAAAGCUACUACCGCAGUGCCCACGCGGCCAUCAUUGCCUACGACCUCACCCGGCGGUCCACGUUCGAGUCUGUUCCUCACUGGAUUCGCGAGAUCGAGAAAUACGGAGCUGCGAACUUGGUCAUCAUGCUGAUUGGGAACAAAUGUGACAUGUGGGAAAAACGGCACGUUCUGUUUGAGGAUGCCUGCACACUGGCUGAGAAAUAUGGCCUCCUGGCUGUUUUGGAGACAUCUGCCAAGGAGUCCAAGAACAUUGACGAGGUCUUCACGCUGAUGGCCAGGGAGCUGAUGGCCCGCCACACUCUGCCCUUUUACUGGGAGGGCACCCCGGGCAGCCUCCCCCUGGAUUCCAGUCCCAUCUUCACAGCCCCGGGUCCAAGGGAGAAGAGCCAGUGCACGUGUUGAGUAUGUUUCCCGGGCUGGCUGCACCCAGCAGAGGCCACCUCUGAAACCAAGGGCAGCCAAUGGUCUCGUGUCUGUUGAGUAGACCUUGGAUCCCAGCGCAGACUGGCCAAUCAUCCCACUCCUUCCCACGUGGUGGCAAGGUGGGGGGGGGGGGGCGCCCUUUGCCUCAAUUCACACCAGAGGCAGGAACCCUGACUCUGAGGACAGAGGACACCAUUGUUUUUCUUGACGUUUCCUAGGAUUCAAGGCACAGGGGUAGGAGGACAAGAUUUGUUCCUUUUCAUCUUUCCUUUUUCUGUUUCCCCAACCCUUCAGCUGUUUUCUACUGAAAUUUGCUUCUCACUUGAAGAAGACAGUGAAGGAAAAAAGAAAAGAGGGAUAGGAAAAGGAAAGAAGAGAGGGGAGAUGUCUGGAACAUUGCGGAGUGGUUUAAAACACUGCGGGCAUGGGAAGAUGGGGGAAAAGCCUGCGAUGAUGAACCAGAUGCUGUUAACUUUUGCUUCCGGACAUUCACACCUCGGGUCUUAGGUUGGGGAGCAAAGCUUUUUGACCUAAAGACUAUAAAUACUGUCUUGCCAAAUGGUCAGGAGUCAUGUGAUGGAGAGAGAAUUAGAUUUCACUUUAUCCUAGUUGGGCUGAUUGGACCACCCUCCUAGGAUGUGGGAGAUGCCUACGAUUUCUUUCUAAAAUACCCAGUUAUCUCCCAGAUCAAAAGUUGUUUCUGAAUUGAAAUUAAAUUGUCUCAUAGACAAAUAUCAAACCGAUACUGACCUUGCUGUUCAGCCGGGGCGUGCCGUGUACCCUCCGGAAACUGUCAUAAACCUUGUUUUUUCAAAGCUCCCUGACAGUUGUUGUCGAGGAUGUCUUGCAAUCCUAAUAAGAACCUCAAGGCCUGGUCCAGCCACAUCAGCUCUGAGAGAGGAAAUGUCUGUGAGAGGCUCACCCAGGGCCCAGGUGAGUCCCCCCAGGCAUUUCUAGCCUUAGCACCACUAUCCAUAGGCUGAGACCAGUGCAAAACAG